CUGAAACAUGAGUUAAAAAUAAAUUUACGAUUAGUGAAAGCGAAAGUUAACUGGGACUGCCUGACAGAGGUGAAUACAAACUACUAGUCUGCUCAUGUAACAUGGCCACAAGCACACAAACUUUUUGACACACAAACUUUUUGACACACAAACUUUUUGACACACAAACUUUUUGACACAAUCUUAUAUUGUUUGUCACUGGACUAAAAUGGAAGUGGUUAAAAAUGAUUCCCAGUGUUAUUUUACUUGGAGAAAACACCUGUUUCUGGUUGCUCUAAAAAAAACAUCCCUUCUCCUUCAGUGGUUGAACCUUGAGACAGAGUUCAACUCAGCUUCAUCUGAUUCCUCAUCAGAUCUGGAUGAUUUAGACAGAAAAUCAGAACCAUCCCACACAAGUAAACAGAAGGUUUAUUCAAAGUCUUGUGCCCUUUCAAAAACUUCAUUAAAUCUGUGUGAUUAUUGUAAACGCCACCUUUCCAAAAGUUGCCUUGAGUUGGUGUCUGUGAGUUUCUCACUGGACCCUGGACUUGGCCAAGAAAUUCCAGUUUUUGUUGUCAAAGGUCAAGAGGUCACUGCCUCAAAACCUGGCAAGGUCAGCAAGAAACCAGGAACACAAAUUUUACUUUUAGUUGGGGUGUCGCAGCACGACUCUGGGAAUAAACAUAGCUCGCAGUUUUCUUUUAGUCUAGAAUUUUUACGGGAGUUUUCACUUCCUGUCAUAUUCAGCUCCCUGUUAAACAGCCAUGUGGGAAUUAUCCCAGAAUUUAAACUGUUGUGUGUGGAUGAAACCACAUCGACACUUCACAUAUUUCAUCAAGGUGUCACAACACCCAGGAUCCAAGACUUCAGGCUGCCUGUUGGGGAGACCCCAGCCCAACAACUGGCUGUCAUGGGGGAGACCCCAGCCCAACAACUGGCUGUCAUGGGGGAGACCCCAGCCCAACAACUGGCUGUCAUGGGGGAGACCCCAGCCCAACAACUGGCUGUCAUGGGGGAGACCCCAGCCCAACAACUGGCUGUCAUGGGGGAGACCCCAGCCCAACAACUGGCUGUCAUGGGGGAGACCCCAGCCCAACAACUGGCUGUCAUGGACCUCCACUGUGUGCACCAACAUGGCGUCUUCCUGCUUGUUUUAGCUGCCACACAGUCUCGCCAGUGUUUCUGCUGCAAGUUUUCACCUGUGUCUUCUGAUAAGGAAACAGGUCAACACUUUGAAGUAGAGUACAUUUCUCUUGAUGCCUUGUUUGUCUCAGACUUCUCCCAGAUUGUCAAGUCCAUCAAACUCUGGCCGUCCUGCUGCCAGAGAGAUGCCGGUAGAAACAAAACAGCCCUGACCAUGUUGACAGUGACAGGCUUUGUCCUCCACUUUGUCAGUGGUGUCAUGUCAGGGUGUGUCAGCAUUACUGACCAGCUGGAGACAGGGGAGUGGACAGACGAGAUGUGGGGAGAGUGUUCUGUGAAGAUCCUGAACUUCAGUACUGCCCACAGCGGGGAUGUGAGCGCCAUACAGGUCAACACCCAAUGUUUUUUGAUCAGCUGGGACACAGACCAGGUGAUAAAAACCUGGCAAUCUGUUUCAUCCAUUCACAGCUGUGAUCUCCAGUCCUGUGGGUUCCCUCUGUUAGUGCUUGUUCUUCUCUCAUCCAAGGGAGGAAACCAACACUUGCUUGACAGGUCAAGAACGGUAACUGUUGAUCUGGAUGACAUUGAUGAAAAGGCAGUAGCAGGACUUGAAACAAGAUCUGAUGAUUUGAGAGAUGUUGAAAACUCGGAGCAACAAAAUUUUGCAGCACAUUCUCUACUUCUGCAGCAUAAAAGCCAUGAGCUGUCACUACAAGAAGCCCAGUUGGAAGUCCAAAGUAAAAUGUUGUUUGUUGGUGACCUGUGGCAGAGUUUUUCUAAACUUCAGCUAGAAGAGUUUACACGCAAGAGCUCUUGUCUACCUCCCCUUGUGCCCCUGGGGUCUGUGCCCCAUACGUCUGUCGCCAUCCACCGGAACCUUCCGUACAAGUCUAUUGGCCAGGAGAAAAUGCUGGAUUGUGGAGAACCUUGGAUCAGAACUCUUGAGAACUCUCUCAUUGUAGGAGUUAGGAUACAGAAUGUCUCUCAGUGGCCAGUGUCAGACAUUGUCCUGACUCUUCUCCCUGCGUCACAUGCUGCCCUAGUGGAGUCAGUCUCACACCACUCCCACACAUCCAGGCUGACCCCCACACACCUAGGUCAAGGCCAGUCUAUGGACGUUACAUGUUGCGUGAGUCUGUCGCAGGUUCUCUGUGCUCCCAAGUUUCACUGUGUGGUCACGUAUGGUGUGGGUGAAGUCCCCACCAUGUGGUCUGCACAUCAAUACGUUGCUGACGUCCAACUGACAGAUGAUGAUGUCAUACAAGAAAGAUUUGGCCUAGAGCAGCCGCUUGGUCUGGGCAAGUCUGAGUUAGGUGAGGAGAUGAGACGUCAGGACUUGCUGGCACUAGACUGUUGCCAGGUACCAACACACCUGUCUGUACACAGCCUGUUUAGCUCUGUGGGUGACCUCCCCCACAAGCUGCAGACACACCCGUCCUUCCAUUGGCUGGACUGGGCUGACCAGUUCAUCUUUACAGCCAAUCAGCAGCUGAGGUUUGCCAGAGUUCAAGUGAUGAAACAAUGUGACAAACAUCAUUUAAAUCUGGUCAUCUACAGCAGAUGUGAGUACCAAGCGUUGCUCAUGGUCAAGCUCCUGUACUCUCUGGUACCAGAUGAUGUGACCUUUCAACCCCUCACCCCUGACCCCCACCAGCUGAUCAGGGAGUGGACACUACAGGACAUUGACCACCAGAUCAGACAGCUGCAGCAGACCUUGGCUCACACUCAAGGUCAAAGUUCACCCACAUUUAGUAGCUCCAGAGGGAACAAGUUAUCUCGACCACAAGCCAGGUCAGGUGGGGAUGAGGUGGAGAGGGCCACCAAGAAAUGUAAACUUGCAGGAGAGGAGAGCAAAGAUUAAAAUACAAAACAACCUGUGCCUGCUUAAGUUGGCAAUAAACUCAUUUUG
This is a messenger RNA of Physella acuta, 3031 nucleotides long. RefSeq lists its product as uncharacterized. Gene Ontology annotation, cellular component: Fanconi anaemia nuclear complex. The record is from RefSeq and is a predicted model, not a curated record. Gene Ontology annotation, biological process: positive regulation of double-strand break repair via homologous recombination; replication-born double-strand break repair via sister chromatid exchange; interstrand cross-link repair. NCBI's taxonomy places the organism in Eukaryota, Metazoa, Mollusca, Gastropoda, Physidae.